AUGAAUGAUAAGCAGGAGUUGCUAGAGGUGUUGAGGCUCCAGCGUGAUGUACAGAGGGCCACGCUGGAGCGGGUACAGGCCGAGGAACGUGUUAUUCUUCUGCAGAGGGAUAUUGAUAAGCAGAAGCCACAUGAGUUUACGAACUCUGCUCGCUGGUGCCUGCGCUGGCGCCUCGAGUACUCCACCGCUCAGCUGUACCUGAACAUCCUACAGGUCGCCGACACCAUAUGGAACUCCAUGCCCCGCAUGCAGAAGCAGCAGAAGAUUCAAGCCGUCGACAUCGAGGCCCGCCUUGCAGACGACUUCGAACGGCAGAGCAUGCGCGAGAUCGUGAUUGAUGGACAUGAGAAAGUGCUGGAAGACGUGGCCAGCAUCCUGCCAAUGUUGGAUUGCGUCAUUUACGACCGCAUGUGCCGUGCACUGGCGGCUGUUCCAUGUUCUGAGCUGCUGUGCGGCAUCAAACAUUUCUGCGUGGAAAAAUUCCAUGCCUACGGCCAAGCCUCGAGCUGUCCAUGCUCUCCCUACGUGCACAGCCGUAUCGACAAGAGAUUCCAGCACGUGGAUACGUCCGUGGCAGAACAAACCUUCGCAUGGUUUCGCAACGACGCCGGCACAUUCAACACCAUGGCCCGCCUGAGGUACGUCUUCUAUGUGACGUUCUAUGUGCAGAAGCAUAUCGAGCUUGUCCGGCAGAACAGUCCCUUCGGCUCCAACAAGAAGCGCUUCCGUACACGUCCAUAUGGCUGCCGCAAGCCUGCCUCCGCGAAGAAGAUCCUCCGUCGCCCAAGCUCCAAGGCCGUGCUACGUCGCCCGGCAUCCUGUACGCGCAAGCGUCCAUCUUCCUCGCGAGUAAGCUGA
Molecule: messenger RNA, 858 nt
Organism: Symbiodinium pilosum
Lineage: Eukaryota; Dinophyceae; Suessiales; Symbiodiniaceae
Source: the annotation of a GenBank genome assembly